This is a messenger RNA of Thrips palmi, 1849 nucleotides long. It is a transcript of the gene dsf, whose product is annotated as nuclear receptor subfamily 2 group E member 1. Gene Ontology annotation, molecular function: zinc ion binding; nuclear receptor activity; RNA polymerase II cis-regulatory region sequence-specific DNA binding. Bases 100 to 1263 code for a protein of 387 amino acids. NCBI's taxonomy places the organism in Eukaryota, Metazoa, Arthropoda, Insecta, Thysanoptera, Thripidae. Gene Ontology annotation, biological process: regulation of transcription by RNA polymerase II; cell differentiation; anatomical structure development. The transcript has 9 exons. The record is from RefSeq and is a predicted model, not a curated record.
GGCCACGCCCAGACCGCCCAGACGGCCCCCGCGGCCCUGCGGCCCCGCAUCGACAUCUUCCACCACCUGCUGCAGGAGAACCGGCAGGCCCGCGGCAGGAUGGGCACAGGAGACCGUCUCCUGGACAUCCCGUGCAAAGUGUGCGGGGACAGAAGUUCGGGGAAGCACUACGGAAUCUACAGCUGUGAUGGCUGCUCGGGGUUCUUCAAGCGGUCCAUCCACCGCAGCCGCGUGUACACCUGCAAGGCCCAGGGCGACCUCAAGGGCCGCUGCCCCAUCGACAAGACCCAUCGCAACCAGUGCCGCGCAUGCCGACUCACCAAGUGCUUCCUGGCCUCCAUGAACAAGGACGCGGUGCAGCACGAGCGGGGCCCCCGCAAGCCCAAGCACCCCCUGGUCCAGCUGGGGCACGGCGGCCACGGCGGCCACACCGGCCACGGCCCGCCCAAGGACAUGCUGCACCCGUCGCACCUGCAGGCCGCCUCCGCCGCCUCCGACGAGCACAGCUCGCAGGGCGCCAUGGUGCUGGCGCAGCACAAGCCGCCGCCGCCGCCCAACCUCCUGCACCUGCUCAUGUCGGCCGAGAAGUGCGAGGAGCUGCUGUGGGGCGCCAAGCUCUCCGAGGACAGGGUGCUGCUGCAGCAGGCCGCCACCCUGCCCAUCGUCCUCACCCCCACGUGGGAGGUCCUGCAGGAGACCACCGCCCGCCUGCUGUUCAUGGCCGUGCAGUGGGUGCGGUCGCUCGCCCCCUUCCAGACGCUGUCCAAGAAGGACCAGCUGCUGCUGCUGCAGGAGUCGUGGAAGGAGCUGUUCCUGCUGCACCUGGCGCAGUGGUCCAUCCCCUGGGACCUGUCCGCGCUGCUCGAGUCCCCGCAGGCCCGGGACCGGCUGCCGCAGGACGAGGUGACCGCCGCCGAGCUCAAGACCAUCGUGGAGAUCAUGUCCCGCUUCCGGCAGCUGUCCCCGGACGUGAGCGAGUGCGGCUGCAUGAAGGCCGUCAUCCUCUUCACGCCGGAGACGGGGGAGCUGUGCGACUCCCAGCCCGUGGAGAUGCUCCAGGACCAGGCGCAGUGCAUCCUCAGCGACUACGUGCGCACCAGGUACCCGCGGCAGCCCACGCGCUUCGGCCGGCUGCUGCUGCUAGUGCCCAGCCUGCGCUCCGUCCGCCAGGCCACCGUGGAGCAGCUGUUCUUCCGCGAGACCAUCGGGGAGAUCCCCAUCACUCGCCUGCUGGGGGACAUGUACCACAUGGGCUACGCCUAGCUCGGCUGCGCCUACACUACAAGGGACUGAACCAGACCGAGGCGCCGCGGGACUCGGACGCCUCCCUCGCUCGGGCCCUCGUUCUCUCUUUUCGAUAUUUAAUAAUCGACUAUUAAUUUAAACGUGUUUAGCAUCUCCUAUGAACGGGAGGGUUUCAAGUCGCAUGGACAAGUCUGACAGGUGUCCAAAAACCAUGUUAGAAAUCAUAGUUACCAUAUGCCUGUUGUUUUCUUCUAAUAAGAAUUUUUUUUUUUUGGAGUUACAUUUAGGUGCUACUUGGGCAGACUAGAAGAAGCGCUUUUAUAGAAAAUACCAAAAAUAGGGAGUGGAUUUUAACUUGUGAUUACAGGUAAAAACUGAUGCUCACGCCCUGCAUGUCUACCUGUAUGAAUCAGUACGUAAUUUAUGUACAGGUGAACUAAAAUUGAUGUAAGCUAGAAUUCCAAAGCCUCUUUUGUUUCCUUCAGAAAUUGAAUGGGCGUCAGUGUUAGCAUGGCAUUUUAUGAAAAAGAAAUUAUGUUGACAUGUUGGUGGUUGAAUUUGAGGAAUAUACUGAUUGUGAAUAAAAUGGUAAAAUAAACUCGGA